AUGUCGCUUCUACGGCUGGUAGUAAUCCUACCGUUCCUUUUAGCAUACCACUUGGGAACCUGCUGCUUAGUGUUUUUCUUGCUGGAAUCUUUAAGUCCAAGAGAACCCUCUACUAUUAUUUAUCAGAAAACAGUGAUAUUGGCAUUGAUCCUACCAGCUAUCACGUAUGUGCUUCAAUUCUGCCAUGAUAUCUUCACAUUAGGCACAGGGGCAUGCCAAAAUUUCAAUAAGUUCUACUUCCCAAUUACCCAAGAACUCUUAAAAUUCGGAGUUCUUUAUGUGGUUUCAUCUAUGCAUCUUAUAAAUUUCAAGCAGUUGUCAAUUUUCAUUUUCAUAACCAAUUCGCUUGAACUAGUGCAGUUCUUCCAGUUGCUCUCCACCCUGCAAUAUGAAUCCAAGUACAAGAAGUUUUUACAGCUCCACGAUGUAUGGGUCAACCAAGACUUGUAUAAGAACAAAUACUCGUUGGGCAACAAGAAGGAAGUUGAAGAAUUGUUCAAUAACAUCAUUGGAUCCACGGAAAUGGAGAAGCGGGAAUCCGUCACAUCAUACAAUUCAGAUGAAACCCUCAUCAAUCAACAUAUAUCUUUCAAUCAAUUGCCUUCUACCUUCAAUUUGAACAACAAGGAAUCAUCUUCCACGGUACCCAAGACAGAUAAUACUGCUUCGAUGCCAAUUGAUGUAACAAUGGCUAAGAGUGAUAGUCACUUAAGUAACUUCAGCACCAGGAGAGUGACGAACUAUAAAUCAUGUUAUGACUUCGUUGACAAGUUGUAUUCCGUAUCACCAAAGAACACCUACCAUUUAAAUACUGCAACGGCAAUUGCGGCCUUCGAUCAGUAUUCCGGCGAUCAACAACUCGAACAAGACGAUUCGCUUGAAUAUGAUCCAUUGGCUGAAAUUAGGUCCAUUAACGAAAAUAUCGAUGAUCAGAAUGUGUUAGGAACUGAUUCGGACGGCAGUAACGGUGGAACUUCCAACUGGAAUUCUCAAACAUACCCAAAGAUGAAUUUUGCUGAAGGUGCUGGAUUCGAAUUUAGUCAGGACGGUAACACUGUUGAGAGUGACCGUCACUCCACAAAAUCGAAGCAAUCCACAUUGCAAAUGCUUGAUCAACCAUCUCGCUCCACUAAAUGUGCUUGCUCUCCCAACAGAUUUAUCUCUUUCGUCAACUGGUUCUCAUGGUUGUUACCCCCAUUUUUGCCUAUCCACUACUGCCAAAAGAUCCAUCCUAAACGCAAGGAAGCAUUUCCACUUUUGAAACAGAAAUUAUCCACCUACCAUAUGGAGAGAGCUUUCUCUAUUCUGGGUGUCAGCACAUAUGGCUCAUUAGAAGAAGGAAUUUCGUCAUCAAUCUCUGAAGGGGCCAAUCCUUAUGAAAGAUUUAAGUAUUUCGUUGGUUACUACUUUGAUUAUUCCAUGGAUACAAACAGUCAGUUGAUUAGCAUCGAUCCAAUGUUUGUUAGAUUUGGAAUACUUUCCAGGGAGUUAUCCACAUUUAUCCUUAUCUUGAACUCCGUGAAUCAGCUUGCCUGGACUGCUAUCUCAUUUUUCACGCUAGCAAACUUUGUGAUCAGUUUUUCCAAUGAGGAUCUUUUCACUUUCCAAGUUACUUCAUUCCUCACAUGCAUUACUAUUAUUCUCGGAUUAUUCAAAUUAAACUUUUUGAAAUCUGAAAACUGUCCGAACUUUAAAUUGAUUAUUCUCUUCGAAACGAUAAUCAAUUUGUUCUUUUUAGUCCUCUAUGGAGUAACUCUAGUUACUAAAUAA
Messenger RNA from Suhomyces tanzawaensis NRRL Y-17324, 1770 nucleotides. RefSeq lists its product as uncharacterized. The record is from RefSeq and is a predicted model, not a curated record. Lineage: Eukaryota; Fungi; Ascomycota; Pichiomycetes; Serinales; Debaryomycetaceae. The transcript has a single exon. Bases 1 to 1770 code for a protein of 589 amino acids.